Messenger RNA from Phlebotomus argentipes, 1762 nucleotides. RefSeq names its product cyclic AMP-dependent transcription factor ATF-2 (gene Atf-2). The record is from RefSeq and is a predicted model, not a curated record. Bases 72 to 1031 code for a protein of 319 amino acids. The transcript is spliced from 4 exons. NCBI's taxonomy places the organism in Eukaryota, Metazoa, Arthropoda, Insecta, Diptera, Psychodidae. Gene Ontology annotation, biological process: regulation of transcription by RNA polymerase II. Gene Ontology annotation, molecular function: cAMP response element binding; DNA-binding transcription factor activity, RNA polymerase II-specific.
CAGUGUGUUUUGUUUUUAUGGCAGUGAAAAGAAUGUUUAUAUCGUGACAAUCGUGGGAAAAUGCAAAGGAAAUGGGGGAAGAGGCUGUGAAUCUUACGGUAAUCAAUGAGGAGAUUCGUACCCGGAAGCACACGAUGCGUCUCUGCCUCGGGAAUGAUUCUGAUGACAAGAACAGUGCGAAUAUCGUCGUUGAUCAGACACCCACUCCCACGAGGCUAAUCAGAAACUGCGAGGAGGUGGGCCUCUUUGAGGACCUCAAGCAUGUGAAUCCUUUCGAGGAAACCUUCAGACGCGCCGUAGAGGACGCGAAAACACCCACAGAGACGAAUCUUCUGCUCCCUGAGGAAGCGAACUUCGAAUCCGCGGCGAAGAUUGUAUCCGAGGACACUCUCCACACGCCCCACAUCUUCCCGUCCACGUACUUCAGCGCAGAGGUGCAGGAAGUGGCCGAGACGCAGACGAAGGAAUCCGCUGUGGAGGUGCAGAGGAAGCGAAAGUGGAUGCCAGCCAAUUGGAGACCUUCGUCAAGGAGCCAGAAACCUGUCCACAUUCAGCCCAAGGUAUCUACACCGCAAAUCAUCCAGCCGGCGAUCAUUCUUCCGCCCACGGUCAUCGUGAAGCUCAAUCCCAGUUCCGUGGCCGGAAGCGUGCCGGCGAUCAGCAUCCCAGCGGCCACAGUGACUCAGAGCACGGCGAGUAUUGUGAAGAAGAGACUGAGAAUCCUCUGCAGCGAGCAGAGGACCAAGAAGGACGUGCGAGUGGAGAAGGAAGUGAAAAGAGAGACGGUGAUUGAGAAGAAAGACACGAAAAAUUCCCCUGACCAGAGCAACAAGCUCAAAGGAAACAACGAGGCUGUCAAGAGAUACAGGGCGAAACUGAAAUCAUACCAAGACUUCCUGAAGACCAGCAAUCAGCAGCUUCAGAAUGAAAAUGCCCAGCUGAAACAGCAGAAUGAGAAGCUACGAAGUAUUCUCAGGAAGCAUAACAUUAGCAUACCGGAAGAACUGCUCUCGGUGGAACAUGGAAAAUAGUGGAAAUAGAAUAAUUUUUUUUAAAGAAUGCGCCAAUUUUCAUUUUUGCAUACAAGUUUCACUGCUGUUUCACGUAAAAACUGAACGAAAUGGCGUGUGUCAUGGCUAACUGAACGAAAGCAUCAAGCCGCAUUUCAAUCACGAUUGGACACGAUCUCUUCGACAAGUGAUAGCCAAGCGCGGAAGGAAGAUCGAGAAAAUCGUCUGUUUCUGUAAAAUCAGCGUAAAGAGAAAGAUGGAGGAAUCACGAAAAAUUGCCGGAUCGAUUUUAACAGAAUCGAUUCUGAAGCUCAAUAAUGAUUGCUUGUGGGAAGUUUUCACUUACCUAGACAUCCGGGAGUUGAUGGUGGCUGAAAAGGUGUGUCGGUGGUUCAAGGAAAUUGCAGAAAUGAUCUACAAAACGCGACAAGUGCUGGAUUUGAAGAGUUAUGAUGGUUAUGAUCCUGGCCCUGCUAAAAAGAACUUCAAGAUAUUCACACUGAAGGAAAUUAUUGAUAUCUCAAUCAAACUGAAGCCCAGCAAUAUUCACACCUUUGAGGCGAAUGGAUACUCAUAACUUCAUAACUUCAUAAGAGCUCUCGUGCCGAUUCUACGCAAGAGAGCAAAUAUCCUUGAUCUUCACGGCCCUAAAUUGAAGGAAAACACAAUCGAUAUUCCAAAUCUGAAGAUUACAUAAUGAGAUUGAGAUGCUGAAAAAAGAAUUGCAGUGGCAAUAAAACAACGGAAUUAUA